AUGAGAAUUGACCGUUUUCGCACUAUGUGGGGCAUUGAGCCCGGAACCAACUUGGAUAACUGGGCUGAGUGGUUCAAAGAACUGAAAACGCUUGGCUACAACGGCGUCGAAGUCAACAUUCACCAACUAGAUCCCAAACACGAGAUCCCGCGACUACGACAGAUUUGCGAUGACCUGGACUUUGAUAUUAGCGUCCUGUCAGUCAACCUCACAAUCACAUCUAGAUACACCAAAACAACAGAACCGGGCCACUCCUCCUGGAUCGAUUACUUAGGACCUCGCCCGGUCGGCUUGAAAGCGAGAGACCACUUGCAAAACUAUCGAGAGGCCAUCCAGCUUGCUGAACCUCUCAGGCCAGUGUCUUUUAACUUUCAGUCCGGAGAAGAUGCCUGGGAUAUCGAAGAGUCCAUUUUAUUCUACCGCGGGACACUUGAAGUGGAUAAAGAACUCGGUCUUUCUGGUCGGGUCUACCACGAGACUCACCGCAACCGAUCAUUAUUUACCCCAUAUGCAGCCCAACGUAUAUUACAUGUCGUGCCUGAGCUUCGCAUCACAGCCGAUUUCUCACACUGGAUGGUUGGACUGGAGCGACUCUUGGAUAUCGGCGAAGGUGAUCGAGCCAUGAUGGAUGCUAUCAUUCCGCACGUAUAUCACAUUCACACGCGAAUCGGAACCACCCAAGCCUCCCAAUGUCCCGAGCCCUUGAAUCCCGUCUUUGAACAGGAAAAGCUCUGUUUUGAGAGACUCUGGAUGAAGGUCCUUCAGUGCAGGUUUGAAGAGGAUCCGGAUUCAAAGAUCAUCUUUUCCCAUGGCCAGGUUGCGGAUGAAGAGGGUAAACGACUACACGUCGCCUUCACACAACUUGCGACAAGCUUCGCGACGGUGAAAUAA
Molecule: messenger RNA, 891 nt
Organism: Penicillium verhagenii
Lineage: Eukaryota; Fungi; Ascomycota; Eurotiomycetes; Eurotiales; Aspergillaceae
Product: sugar phosphate isomerase/epimerase family protein
Exons: 7
Coding region: 1-891 (296 amino acids)
Source: RefSeq, a predicted model, not a curated record